Cetraspora pellucida is the source of this 789-nucleotide messenger RNA. The record is from the annotation of a GenBank genome assembly. Lineage: Eukaryota; Fungi; Glomeromycota; Glomeromycetes; Diversisporales; Gigasporaceae.
AUGUACCCACUUCUUAUAAAGAUUUUAAAUGUAAUCGCUUACCUUUGUUUCUUGAGCACUAACCUUUAUUCCGGCCUUGGCCCUCAAAAUGACAAAUCCCCAUAUUCUGAUACCCGUCCUACCUAUAUUACCCCAGCCGCUUUCACUUUUGGUGUUUGGGUUUUUAUUCAUUUAUUAUUAGGAUGUUUUGUAAUUUACCAAUUCUUCACUCCUGCCGGUGAAGUCGUUAUUGAUGGUAUUCAUUGGCACUUCAUAUCCAUCUCACUCUGGAAUACUGCAUGGCUCGCUCUUUGGACCAAUGAUCUCUUUGUUCUUUCAUGGGUUGCCAUCGUCAUUACUGGUUGUCAAGUUAGUCACGUUUACUGGACUCUCAAACGGAAAUAUCCACCUCAUAACGUUGGCGAUAAACUUUUGAUUCACUUUCCAUUUUCUCUUUACCAUGCUUGGAUUGCUGUUGUCUUUAUCUUGAGCACUUUUGUCGCUUUUAGUCCUGAAAAAUUACCUGAUCAAGAUCCGAGUCUUUUCGUUAAAGUUUUAGUCUUUUUAGGAUUAUUGUUCCUUGGAAUGCAUUCCAUUUUUUAUGCUGAACAAAUCGGGGGUGAUGUUUCUGGUUCUAUUGUUAUUGCUUGGUCAUUGUUUGGUAUUGCUGCUGGUCAAGAAGAUGCCUUUAUUCAUUGGUCUGCUAUUGUCAUUGGCACCAUCUCAACACUGUACAUUCUUAAACCUUUUGUCUUUAAAUACUUCUUACGUCGAUCAGGAGAAGAAAGUGAAGUUUUAUUACCACAUUAG